This is a messenger RNA of Coccidioides posadasii C735 delta SOWgp, 723 nucleotides long. RefSeq lists its product as uncharacterized. Gene Ontology annotation, molecular function: RNA cap trimethylguanosine synthase activity. The record is from RefSeq and is a predicted model, not a curated record. NCBI's taxonomy places the organism in Eukaryota, Fungi, Ascomycota, Eurotiomycetes, Onygenales, Onygenaceae. Gene Ontology annotation, biological process: 7-methylguanosine cap hypermethylation; 7-methylguanosine RNA capping. Gene Ontology annotation, cellular component: nucleus.
AUGGCUGUUGAGGACGAAGCUCCUCCGCCGGAGGUCAAACAUUACAACAAAUAUGGAGAAGUCCCCUGGGAUAUUCAAAACUACUGGGCCCAGCGCUAUAAUAUCUUCUCUAGGUAUGAUGACGGCGUCUGGCUAACUGACGAUGCUUGGUUCGGAGUAACCCCAGAGCCUAUUGCAAAUAAAAUAGCGGCGUAUAUGACCGCUGCAGCCCCCCAGAAGAAGAGCAUUGUAAUAGAUACAUUUGCUGGCGUUGGAGGCAACGCGAUCGCCUUUGCGCGCUCCAACAAAUGGAGAAGGGUCUACGCAAUCGAGAAGGACCCAGCAAGUCUUCAAUGUGCAAAACAUAACGCUAAGAUCUACGGUGUCGAAGACAAAAUCACUUGGUUCCAAGGAGACUGUUUUGAGAUUCUUAAAACCCAGCUGAAAGACCUGGCACCUUACAGUGUGAUUUUUGCAAGCCCGCCCUGGGGCGGACCCGGAUAUCGAUCUGAUAAGGUCUUCAAUCUGUCCACGAUGGAGCCCUACUCCAUAGAGACUAUUUACUCUGAGUUCUCGGCGUUUACAACAGAUAUAGCUCUCUUUCUCCCAAGAAGUUCUGACUUGCGACAGUUGGCAGCUUUAGUGAAAGAUGAAAGGAAGGUCACAGCCAUGCAUUAUUGCAUGGAUGGAGCAAGCAAGGCCCUUUGUAUCUAUUAUGGUGAUUUCAAAAUUGAGCAGGAAUAG